CCUCUCCUUACUCCGUGCAGUGAAAGUUGCGAGAUUGAGGAGAUGUCUUUUGAGGAAACAUUGAGCAUUGGGGGGAGCGAGGAAGUAAGGAUGUUGGAGUACAGUGAUGUAAGUGUUGAGGGUGGGUCGUCUAGGUUUGAGCGUGUGGAGGGAGGGGUAGGUAGAAAUGAAGUUGUUAAGGUUGGGGUAGAAGAGGUGCCCGCCAAUAUAUUGAAAGUGGGAGAUAGAAGUAAUAAGUUUUAUGAUAGUGGGGCAGACAUUGUGUAUGAGGUAAAGGAGUAUGAGAUUGAGCUCAGGAGUAAGGAUAGCCUGAGUUAUCUCGUAGAGACUUACGAGAUUUUCUCUAGAGUAUUAAUUAGGCUUGCCGGAGUGAAAGAAAGGGCAUGCUUUACACCCCGGGAUCACUGGAUGCCAGUGUAUGCCCAUUAUUUGGUAGUAGGGGUUAGGUUUCCGUUGCCUGAUUUGUUGGUGUGGCUGUUGUUGGAGUAUAGUGUAGGUUUGACCCAAUUAUCUUCCAAUGCGGCUAGGAGUAAAAAGGAGAAGGGGUGGUAUUACUUUACACCUCGGUCGUCCAACAAAGAAAAGAGAAACCUGUUUAGUGCAGGGCCUUCCUUCAUUAAGGGUUUAAAUAGUGAUGAGGAAGAGGAAGUGGAGAAGCUAGUGAGAAAAGAAGGUGAUAUAAUAGAUAUAAUGUUUCUCACCAGCUUGGAUGUUAUAGAAGCAGUUGAGCUCUAUGGACCAAGUUCAAUGAGCGAAGCUGAAAUGGACAAAUUUCUUGGUGCUGCUGGUGGGGUGGCUAUUCCCAAAAAACUGAGGAAAAAGUCCAAGACUUUGGAGAAGGCUGCGAGUGGGAAAGGAGAUGGGAACAUGGAAAAAGGGCAGAUGUCAAGCACAAAAGUCCGAACUGCAGAGGAGGUGGAGCUGAGGUCUAAACGGAAGAAGGAUGAAGUGGAUCAAGCUCAAAAGAAAAAGAGGAGAGUGGAGGAUGAGGUUAGGGGAGACGAGGUAGUGGAGUUCGUACCUCGGCUUGCACCUGUUGAGCUUGAUACAGAUCUCAGGGAAACUGAGGUUCCUACUCCUGGUAAGGGUAAGCGAUUGUUCCCACUUCUUCUCUCCAAAGCAGCAUUUUUGAGAGCAAGAACUUCUCCGCGACGAAAAAUUUUAUCAACGCCUAUGUGCCUGAGGUGGAUCGCCGCAAAACAAGGGACAAAGCCUUGAAAGAAGGUGAAAGCUGAGUAUUCUGAAGUUGAUAUAACCAAGAUCACCUUCGGCGAACAAGAGGAAGGGGUGGAGGAAAGUGACGAAAGCAUGUCAGCAAAUUUUCGACCUCAGGUUAAGCUGAGGUGGGAUCAUGAUGAAGAAGGACGGGUCGUUUUCCCUCCGAACUUUGAUUUCGAGUUCGUAGCAGUGGAGGAAGAGGAAGGAGAGGCAGAAGGGGCUGAAGUUGAGAAAAGUCAGCCAUCUCCUGCCGUGGAGGUGCAUCUAGUUCCCUCUAAAGAAGAGCAGCCACCUCCCCCAGCAGAGCAGGAGCCACCCCAGCCACCUCCUCCAGCGAAGUAGAUAGGGAUUUUUAUAUUUUUUUGAUUUAUGUAAUUAGGAUUUGGACAAUGAUUUGUGUACAAGUUUUUUGAUUAAUUUAAGGAAAAUUUUUGAAAUUAGUUUGAUCAUUUAUUUUGUACUCGUAAGGAUUUAGACAAAUAACUCACUUUGGAUAUG
Molecule: messenger RNA, 1716 nt
Organism: Rubroshorea leprosula
Lineage: Eukaryota; Viridiplantae; Streptophyta; Magnoliopsida; Malvales; Dipterocarpaceae
Source: the annotation of a GenBank genome assembly